This is a messenger RNA of Podospora anserina S mat+, 1014 nucleotides long. RefSeq lists its product as uncharacterized. The record is from RefSeq and is a predicted model, not a curated record. The annotation marks the transcript as partial. Lineage: Eukaryota; Fungi; Ascomycota; Sordariomycetes; Sordariales; Podosporaceae. The transcript has 2 exons.
GGUUCGGUGUUGCUGAGAUACUUCAAGUGCUCACCCGACUCCCCCAAGUCUUACCAGUUUCAGACCAUUAACAGCGGCGAGGGCAACCCAGAUGGCAUUGCUUUUGCCAUCGUCCAUGAAGAGGAUCAGCCUUUGUGGAAGAGCCACGGCAUUGUCUACACCAAUUCCAGGCAUUAUUUGCUCCCCGGGUACGAUGAGAAGAAAGCUGCCCUUGUUGCCCAGCAUCAGGAGGCUACGGAGGAAGAAAAGGUCCAUCGCAAUAUUAAUGCCACCACAGAGAACAUAAAGUUUCGUCGUUAUGGCCUUGAGGAUGGUCCCGACAUGGAAAUCUUUGGCCUGUAUGGGAAUAUCUCUCGCAUUGUUGUCCCUGGCGAAUGGCAGAAGAAGAAACACGAGAGCCCCAUCCUCGUCGGUUGCAAUAACACCCCCAGUGUUAAGCACACCCCUGGCCUCCACUCCCCCAUCGCUGUAUUCGAGACCCUUCCCGGUGACGACCGCGUCCAGUACAUCUCGUGGUUCCGGAUUGAGGAGAUUGAGUUGUUUGCCGCCAACUCUGCUGCGCUGGCGAAGAACUUGCACCAAGUCGGGAUGGACGGUGGUGUGGAUACCGAGUGGGCGACUUUGAAGUUGUCCAAAAUUUUGCCGGGUGACGCCCAGUAUAGGCGUUAUCCGAGCUGGGGAAAGACUGAGAAGAGGCAGUUCAAGCUCGGACAAGAGAUUGAGCACUUGCGCGCGGUGGAGGACAAGGGCUCGGACGAGGAAGGUCUCGCGGGGGAGCGCGAGAUCAACGUGGCCGGGCAGCCGGUCGCGGACGAGCAAGCGCUCGUGAGCGAGGAGACUGGCGCGGUGGUCCCUGCUGAGACGAAGGAGGAGGAGGAGGAUUUGGUGGAGUUGGUCCGUGUGCUUUCUGAGGACGAGCGGAUGCAGGCCUUGGUCAAACAGGCCGAGGACGUUUUGACGGCUCGUGAGAAGGAGCGUGUGGUGGAGGAUGUGGUGGAGGAGAAGGAGGAGUAA